Messenger RNA from Bursaphelenchus xylophilus (pine wood nematode), 1018 nucleotides. The record is from the annotation of a GenBank genome assembly. NCBI's taxonomy places the organism in Eukaryota, Metazoa, Nematoda, Chromadorea, Rhabditida, Aphelenchoididae.
AUGCGCCGAUUCUUCGCCACGGGAAUGCCGGAACAAAAAGGAACCCAAUCAGGUAUGUUUUUGAAGAUUAUUGUGUUUUGAGUUUAGAUAUUUUAUUUCGAAGAGGUAUGAGUGCUGUCAGAAGGUUUAUAGCCUUACUAAACUUAAAUUAGAAGCUGACAUCAUGGAUAACAUAAGCUUUAGUCAGAUUUAGUAGGAAUCUCAAUGUUUUGAGGUGGAUCAGCUACAGGAUCGCCUUGAAAACGUUAUAGAAACGUUUUGAACGGUUCAUAUUGAAAUUUUGUGUCAAAAUUCUGGAGAUUUUUGAUGGCCAACAUCUGAAAGACACUCUUCUUCAAUUAUUUUUCCUUUAUGCCGUAGCAUGUCCAAAAUUUCAGCAGCGGUCCAGGAGAAGAUCAAACAGCUCGGAAAGAAGCCGGAAGAGCUUACUGACGCCGAAUGGCAAAAGGUUUUACCCGAUGAGGUGUACCAUGUUGCUCGUGAAGCCGGGACAGAACGGCCGCAUACAAGCGAGUUCGUGAAGAGUAUGAAACCCGGUAAAUACGUGUGUUUUUGCUGCCGCACCGAAUUGUUUGUGUAAGUUCAGUUUUUUCUUUGAUUUUUCCGGUUUUAGAUCUGAAUCGAAGUUUUAUACUGAUUGUGGCUGGCCGGCAUUCUCGAAGUCGGUGGAGGGUGAUAAGAAUAUUGUGAGAAUUGAAGAUAAUUCUUAUGGAAUGCAGAGAAUCGAAGUUCGAUGCAGGAAGGUGAGUUCUGGCGAUCAAAUUAUAUUGUAGUAGGUGGUUUGAUGGAAAAUUUUGAAAAUUUCUGUUUUUCACUUUUUAUAGAGACUUCAAAUCACUCUCCAGGCUUUUUUGUUUGAUCUGGAGCUAUCUAUACUGCAUAGAGCCGUGUUUCUACCCUAAUAUUUUAGUGUAAUGCCCAUCUCGGCCAUGUUUUCGACGACGGUCCGAUUAAAGAUGGUGGAGAGCGGUUCUGCGUCAACGGAUGCUCUCUCGACUUUGUUCCAGAAGCGAAGUAA